Aspergillus bombycis is the source of this 1236-nucleotide messenger RNA. RefSeq lists its product as uncharacterized. Bases 1 to 1236 code for a protein of 411 amino acids. Lineage: Eukaryota; Fungi; Ascomycota; Eurotiomycetes; Eurotiales; Aspergillaceae. The record is from RefSeq and is a predicted model, not a curated record. The transcript is spliced from 3 exons.
AUGGAUAUAUCCGCGACUUUCCAAGUUAUAGAACAUAAAUUUCUGGGUCAGCAUAUCCGCGAGUAUCCUAGAGCCACGGCUACCAGCCAAGAGGACCCGCUCUCUAUCAUAGCGAAGCAAUACGUGCCGUGGGAUAACAUCAACCCAUCCCCUGGGGAUAUAAGUAUCAUUUCCGCUCACGGCAACGGAAUACCAAAGGAGGUCUACGAGCCGUUAUGGGUGGAGAUCUACCAAGUAGCCAAGAAAGCGGGGCUGCAGUUACGAGGGAUAUGGAUAGCGGAUGCCGUCCACCAAGGUGCAAGCGGUGUCCUUAAUGAAAAAAAGCUAGGGAACGACCCUUCCGGGUUCGACCACUGUCGCGAUCUUAUUCUGAUGAUCAACCAACUGCGCGAGAAGCUUCCACGGCCUAUAUUCGGUAUAGGACACAGCAUGGGUGCAACCCAGUUGAUGAACAUAUCCCUCAUGCACCCCAGGAUCUUCCAAGGCCUCUGCUUGGUGGAACCAAUCGUGUUCCCAUACUCCGCAGACAAUCAAGGGAGAUAUCCUCCAGCGCAAGCAUCCAUGCGUCGCAGAGAGAGCUUCGACAGCCUAGGAACGGCAAUAUCACAGUUUCGGAACAGCUCUAGCUUCCGGAAAUGGGAUUCACGAGCAUUUGACAUGUGGAUUAAAUAUGGGCUCCGUCGUGCCCCUGGGGACCGCACAGGGGGAGUCAUCCUAACGACGACGAAGAGCCAAGAACUGUUUACUUUUCUUCGGCCAAUUUUUCUUUCAAACACCCCAGCAGACCGACGCCUGGCUUUCCCAGAUCUAUCAUUAGAAGCUCCUUCUGAUGUUCUCUUUUACCGCCCGGAGCCGGUGAUUACAUUUCACAACCUUCCACAUUUGCGGCCAUCGACACUAUACGUUUUCGGUGAUCUCUCGCAGCUUAUAAGCCGCCAACUGCAGGAGUCUAUUGUACACAGAACUGGAACUGGUCUUGGUGGAGGUGGAGGGUCUACAAAAGAUCAAGUCAAGUACACUGUCGUGCGAAAUACUGGGCACUUCGCGCCGAUGGAGGAUCCUAAGGCACUAGCCGAAAGGACUGUCGAUUGGCUCAAGGUAGAAGUUGAUCGGUGGGCUUUUCUGGAACCAUCAAGUCUUCUAACCUGUACUAGUGAAGUAAGUCAGGACUUCCUGAGCUCCUUGGCAGGCAGCCACCAGGUAGGCAAGCAAGACUGCCGCCAUCACAAGUUGUGA